AUACGUGUUAGAAGAUAUAGAGUACUCUCGCUCCACGAACACUAAUUAUGUUUUAGGUGUCAAAAUAUUGUUAAACUCUUGUGUGUCAGUCGAACAUCAUGCGGUUGAUUUUGUGUUACCCAUCGAAGCAACCACUACACUCUCAAGCCGCUCUCUUCUUAACUUCAACAAUAUCCACGUCAGCAUCACCAUCAAAAUGGAGUCAAGCCAUCAAACAGUCAUCUUCUCCUCUCAAAUCUUUACAAAUUUACACACAUAUGCACCAUCAAUCCAUCCCUAUUGACAGCUUCACCGUUCUUUACACACUUACAGCAUCCACCCAUUUGCACAACCUCCCUCUUCUCCGUCACCUUCAUGCCCAUAUUUUCAAACUUGGGUUCAUAUCAAAUGUAUACAUCAUGUCCUCUCUGUUGCAUGGUUACUCGAAUGCUUGUUUCGAUGAUGCACGCCAACUGUUUGAUGAAAUGCCUGAGAGAACCACGGUCACUUGGAAUACCAUGAUCACUGGGUUAUCGAGAUCGGGGAAUGUGGACAAGGCACGGUCGUUGUUCGAUGAAAUGCCGAUGAGGAAUAUCGCUUCUUGGUCUGCGAUGAUUGCGGCAUAUGUUAACACGGGUCAUCAGAGAAAAGGACUGGCACUCUUCUGCAAGAUGUUAACAGAUGAGAAGCUAAAACCUGAUGAAUUCACUUUAUGUGCUGUGUUAGGAGGGUGUGCGAAAAUGGGUACGGUCGGGUUUGUGUUGGGGAAGUCUAUUCACGGGUUUAUUGUGAGGAACUGGUGGGAGCUCAACGUGGAACUUGGCACCACGUUAGUUGACAUGUAUGCGAAAAGUGGAUCGUUAAAGGUUGCUACAUUGGUGUUUGACAUGAUGCGAGAGACAAACGUUGUUUCUUGGACUGCGUUAAUUUGUGGGGCUGGACAACAUGGUUACGUUAACGAAGCAAGAACUCUGUUCGAUAGGAUGCAAAAAGCAGGUGUUAAGCCCAACGAGUUAACUUUCACGGGCAUCCUAAGCACGUGUGUGCAUGCAGGGUUGGUUGAGGAGGGACGUAUGUACUUUAAACUGAUUUAUCAAUAUGGUUUGAAGCCGAAUAUUCAUCAUUACGGUUGUAUGGUCGAUUUGUUUGGCAAGGCGGGGGAGCUAGAAGAUGCAUAUGAAGUAAUUAUGAAAAUGCAGCCUGAAGCUAAUAUGAAUGUUUGGGGAUCUUUUCUUAAUGCUUGUAAGGUACAGAAUAACUUUAAGAUGGCGGAAAGGGUGAUUAAAAGAGUUGUAGAAUUGUUGAGGCCCGAGAAGGAUGGUGGUGUUUAUAGUCUUAUUGCUGAUUUGUUUGUUAUGGGUGAGAAGUGGGAUGAUGCAGAAAAGAUUAGAAGGUUAAUGGUUACCCAAAAUGUUCGGAAAGCAAGAGGAACUAGCUUUAUCAGUUACGGUGGACCGUGAAAAUGCAUGUUUCAGAGGCUGCUAGCAAUGCUAUUUGAUGUUGCUGCAGGUCAAAAAGUAAGGUUAUUAUUCACCCGACCUCAUAGGGCCUGAUAUGAGGUUAGAGGUAUGAAAGCAAGGAAGGAUAAAGAGCAUAUAGUAGUCUACCAUAGGUGGCAAGACUGUAUUUAGAAAGAAGGCCGAUCUGACUAAAUCCGGCAUGGUGCAAAUGUAGUGAUCACAGUCAAGAUUGAGGAUGAAUGGCUCGUUUGACAUAGGCCGGAACUGGUGCAUACCCAGGUAGUUUUUCAUGUGAAACAUAAACAAGCAUGACCCCUGAAUAAUAUGAAUCAUAAUCACUGUAUACAAACACUCCCUUAGAGCUUGUAAUUUACCUGGAUGAUCUUCUUUUGGGUGUUC
This is a messenger RNA of Helianthus annuus (common sunflower), 1838 nucleotides long. Its product is annotated as pentatricopeptide repeat-containing protein At5g66520. Lineage: Eukaryota; Viridiplantae; Streptophyta; Magnoliopsida; Asterales; Asteraceae. Gene Ontology annotation, biological process: RNA modification. The record is from RefSeq and is a predicted model, not a curated record. The coding region runs from base 99 to 1439 and encodes 446 amino acids. The transcript has a single exon. Gene Ontology annotation, molecular function: protein binding; RNA binding.